ACGUUGCGCUUAGGUAUAGGUUAGAUGGCGCAGCACAUUCACCAAUUUUAAAAAAAGUUUUGUCUAUUUUAUGGUGACUAUCUAUUCGUUUCACCUGCUUUCGCCAAUAGCGGUCCACUUGCUAGAGGAAAACCAAGAUACAGGAAAGUUUGGGCCGCCUUUUGGAAAAAGGCAAACUGGCCUUCGAAAUCACGGAAGCUGACCUAAUUCAGAAAAGAUUGACGUGACACAUUUCGCGCCGCCGAGCUGACCACAGCAACCGCACAAGCACACCGUCGAGCCAGGAACCGUAGGAAACAUAUGAUCCACGGAUCCACGUGUCAUUCCCCCGGAUAUCCGCUGCUAUCGAGUCAGUAGCCAUGGCCUUUGUAUCACAAUCUCGUCUAUGGCUCACCUGGUAUUUCAUCACGUUGUGUUUAGUUCAUGUUAGAAAAGUUGAAUGCAUUGCUGUUAUGUCUGUGGACUUGGGUACAGAAUGGAUGAAAGUAGCAAUUGUCUCUCCUGGAGUUCCAAUGGAAAUUGCAUUGAACAAGGACUCGCAAAGAAAAACUCCAGUAGCCAUAGCAUUUCGAGAGGGUGAGCGACACUUCGGGGACCAAGCCAUCUCCACGGGAGUUCGCUUCCCCGAGAAGAGCUUCUCUCACUUCCUGGACCUGCUGGGCAAGACGAGGGACAACCCCGUGGUGAAGGUGUUUGAGAGGAGAUUCCCCUUCUACACCCUGGAGGCGGAUCCCCAGACGGGGGGAGUGCUCUUCCGCCACCCCGAGGGCAUGACCUUCAGCCCCGAGGAGCUACUGGGCAUGAUCCUCGGCUAUGCCAAGGACCUGGCUUCGACCGCAGCCGGUCAGCCGAUUAAGGAUGCAGUGGUGACAGUGCCGGCCUACUUCAACCAGGCUGAAAGGCGGGCUCUGGCUCGGGCUGUCAGUCUCGCUGGGCUCAAGCUGCUUCAGCUUUUGGGAGACAACACUGCCGUGGCUCUCAACUAUGGAGUGUUCAGGAGGAAAGAGUUCAACGAUACCCCAACCAACAUCCUCUUCUACGACAUGGGCACUGGGAGCACCACUGCCACCAUUGUCAGCUACCAGACGGUCAAGUCCAAGGAGAAGGGUCUGUCCGAGACUGUACCCCAACUCUCUGUCAAGGGCAUUGGUUAUGACCGAUUCUUGGGUGGCUUGGAGUUCAAACUGAGGUUGGGCGAGCGUUUCGCAAAGGACUUCAGCGCCAUGAAGAAAACGUCCAAGGACGUGUUUGAAAACAAGCGUGGUCUGGCCAAGCUUUACAAAGAGGCCGACCGUGUCAAGAAAGUGCUCAGUGCCAACACUGAGCACGUUGCUCAGGUUGAGAAUGUAAUGGAGGAUGUUGACUUCAAGCAUCCCAUCACCCGCACGGAGUUCGAGGAGCUGUGUUCGGACCUGUUCAGCCGAGUCGCCGGCCCCAUUCACAGGGUGCUGGAGUCUUCGGGCAUGACCCUGGAUGAGAUCGACCAGGUGAUCCUGGUGGGGGGCAGCACCCGCAUCCCGAGGGUGCAGCAGGAGCUGCAGGCUGCCCUGAAGGACAAAGAGCUGGGCAAGAGCCUGAACGCUGAUGAGGCGGCUGCGCUGGGGGCCGCCUACCAGGCGGCCUACCUCAGCAAGGGCUUCAAGGUCAAGGUGUUCCACGUCAAGGAGGCCAACGUCUUUCCCAUUCAGGUGGACUUCAGCCGCGAAGUGGACACUGAUGGAGUCAAAAGCACAAAGCUGGUGCGGCGGGUUCUGUUUUACCGGAACAACUUGUACCCUCAGAAGAAAGUCAUGACCUUCUCCCGCUACACUACCGACUUUGAAUUUUCCAUCAACUAUGGCGACCUGAGCUUUAUGAGCAAAGAGGAACUGAGCCACUUUGGGUCUCUGAACAUCAGCACUGUGAGCUUGUCUGGUGUGGCAGAUGCGUUAAAGAAGCACUCGGAAGGGGCCGAGCCUAAGGGCAUCAAGGCCCACUUCAAGUUGGACGAGAGCGGACUUCUCACACUCGACAGCGCGGAGGCGGCUUUUGAGAAGACAGUUGAAGAGGUUGUCCUGCCACCGACCGAGAAUCUCGCGUCUACGCUCUCGAGACUCGGCAGCACUCUGGGGAAUUUGUUCUCGAGUGGGUCUGAAGAGCCCCCCAAAGCUGGCAGUGAAGGAGCUCCCAAAGAAAACCAGGAACAAGCUGAAGCGAGUCAGGACCAGAAGGCAGAUGACGCUAAGGACAAGGAGAGUAAGGCAGAGGCACGGGCGGAUGGGGAAAAAACUGAAACUGAAACGGAAGGAAAGUCCGGAAACAAGACCGAGACGUCCAAGGAGGAGCCUAAAACCGAUAAAGAGGGAGCGGCAGCAACGAAUGAAACUGUCAAAACGCUCAAGGUUGUUCCCGUGAAGGAACCCAUCAACUUUGAAUUGAAGCUGCUGGACCGAACACCUCCGACUUCGGAACAGAUUGCGGAGUCAAUCAAAAAGCUAUCUGAUCUUGAGAGCAAGGACAAGGCUAAGUUGGCAAGGGACCAUGCCAGGAAUGCCCUGGAAUCUUUUGUUCUGGAGACCAAGGACAAGAUGUACAGCGAAGAGUACGAACGGGCUGCCUCUGAGGAAGAGAAACAGAACAUUGUCGCCAAGCUCAACGAAGGCUCCGAAUGGUUGGAGUACGAGUCCGACAACGCCGAAACCAAGGCCUUCAAGGAUAAGCUUUCCGGGCUGACCAGGAUCGUGAAGGACCUCUUUGACAGGGUUCAGGAGCACAGGGAGCGGCCUCAGGCACUGGCUGCCCUCACCGGGAUGCUGAACACCAGCGAGGUGUACCUCACCGCCAUCCAGGCACUCAAGGGCGAGAUCUUCACCGAGGUGGAGAUUACAACACUGGCCAAGGCCAUUAACGAAACCAGGGUAUGGCAAGCAGAACAGGAGGCCCUGCAAAAGGAGACUCCGCUGCACGAGACUCCCAAGCUGACGCUGAAGAUGAUCUUCGAGAAAAUCCAGCUACUUGACCGGGAGACCAAAUACCUGGUGAACAAGGCCCAGCGUGCUCCACCCAAGAAGGAGCCGGUCAAGGAGGAGAAGCCGAAAGAUACGGAGACAGAAAAGCCUGCCGAAGAAGAGAUCAUUGCUGAUGCAGAAGAGCCAGAACAGCCCUUGCCUAUGGAUGGAGCAUUGCCCGUGGAUGAGCCUUUGCCUCUAGAACAGCCCACAACAGAUGCAGACGAAACGAUUCCCGUGGAACCGACCCCUGGGCAACCCCUGGAAGAAAGCGAACACACCGAGCUCUGAUCGCAGCCCAUCUAAUUUAUGUGCUUCUGCCUCCGAGCAUUGUGGAUGCAUGGUGCUGUAGGGGGGUGCCUCGACAUUGUUGUAUAUACAGUCUUAAUUUAAAUGCGACAGGGUUUGAACCCGGGGAAAAGACUCGAGGGUUGGGAAGUGCACUCACUCAUUGACUUGCAUCGGUUUGAAGCUGUUUCACGUUGUGCGCAUGUGUGACGUUCGGGACACUGUUAGUCUGUUGGCCCCAAAGUCCCUUGCAGCGAGGCGCCUGACUCUCCCACAUGCACAAGUGAAACACGUGUGGUUUGUCACUCAACGUCUUUGACAUGGUGGGGAUGGGCAAGUUUGGUCGUGUGAUAUCAUCUGCGAGGGGGGUGAAAGUGGGGAUGGGGCGAGGCGAUUCACCAGGCAGUUUCUUUUUUCUUUUGCCUUACAGGGCAGCAACCAGUUCAGAUUAUUCCGAAUCAUGUUGAGAGCCAGCACCACCCCACAAUUUUUCGUAAAAUAUCUCGGUGUAUGAUUGGUGCUGGUCUCUUCUUUCUUUUUUGUUCUUAUUUGUAUGUUAUGUAAUUCUAGUACCUCUCUGUGACAAAAUCUGUACAGUUGUGUUGAAAACCUAGUACAUUUUUAUUUUUGCUGUAGGCCAUGUAUAUUUUGCAAACUUUGUUGGGGGUUUCUAGAAUGCUUAUAUGGUGGUUAAAACAUGUUCUGCACUGUUGGACAAGAGCAUGCUGCAUUAACAAGCAGUGUGCAUAUUUAUGACCAAUUCUUUUUCCAUCGGUUCUCUACACUGUGUACAUACUAAAAGAUGUUGUGCCUGCCAAUAAAGUUUGCAGUCUUGUCUAUCA
Molecule: messenger RNA, 4117 nt
Organism: Ixodes scapularis (black-legged tick)
Lineage: Eukaryota; Metazoa; Arthropoda; Arachnida; Ixodida; Ixodidae
Gene: Grp170
Product: hypoxia up-regulated protein 1
Exons: 21
Coding region: 360-3278 (972 amino acids)
Biological process (GO): cellular response to hypoxia; negative regulation of hypoxia-induced intrinsic apoptotic signaling pathway; endoplasmic reticulum unfolded protein response
Cellular component (GO): endoplasmic reticulum chaperone complex
Molecular function (GO): ATP binding; ATP-dependent protein folding chaperone
Source: RefSeq, a predicted model, not a curated record